Molecule: messenger RNA, 3004 nt
Organism: Nylanderia fulva
Lineage: Eukaryota; Metazoa; Arthropoda; Insecta; Hymenoptera; Formicidae
Source: RefSeq, a predicted model, not a curated record
CCAGGUCAUCGUAUCGCGGGAUGCGAAACGUGGAUGAUAACAGUCGUUAUUCGAGCGAUUAAUCUGACACUAGUCACGGUUUAGCACGGAGGGGGACUCGUGCGGAACCGUUCGCGGCCACGGGAGCAAUUCUCGUCCAAGUGGAAAACGUACUCGUCUCGGCCUCCCGGUAGGGAGGACGCGAAGUUUUGACAGGUGGCCCGCGCGAACGGACUCUCGUUACGUGCACCGGGGCGGUGAUCCCUUUGCCGGGACGACGUCACGAUAAACAAGUCCGUCCGUCGAGACCCGAGCUGACGCUGACGCACGUCGCUCGGAAUUCCGCGGCCAUCACUGGCCAUCGGUGAUUCCCGAGGACUCGCGUUGGUGGCGCGACCCGAGCUGAACGGGCGAACGCGGAAUCGGACCGCUCCGAUACGCGCGCGAUAGCUUCGAAAGAUUUGGAAUAGAUCGCGCGUACGUACUCGUGGCGUUGAAAGAUCGACCUCGGGGAAAAGAAGCUGAAAAUCCCUUCACGUCCUCUUUCCGAUAGAAUGCAUCCAAAACACUGCAAGUGAAAAGCGGAUUGAUAAUCCUGACUCGAUAAUCCUGACGAUGUACCUGGAUGACCUUGGGGACCAGGCAAUCCAGGACGACCUGGACGAUUUCGGCCGGGCGGACCAGGUGGACCCUGCAUGUGUGAUAUCAUCUCUGUCAUCUGUUCUUCAAGAAUGUGUCUCAAGGAUAUGUUGACAACGGAUUUCUAAGAAUCCUAAGAAGAAAAGCGAUAACCAAAACACAAAUUGACAACGCUGGAACGACAGUCGACUUUAAGCAAGCCGCGACGUUGCUGAGGAUCUUUUUUCGGCUUCUUCGCCGGCGGAAUUAUCACCAGCACAAAGGUGAAAGACGACACCGCGUGCUACAAGUGUUGGUUUAUAGAUUGCCAAAAAGGUUGAGGCAAAAGUCUGCGAAAAUAACGAGGUAUGAAAAUCAAUGGUUGCGUCAUAGUGAUCCCCACACGAGGUGGCGCCACAUCAGAGCCAAGACGAAGACUCCCGAUGAAAUUUUUGCUGUCACAGACAAAGUUCAUCAGUGACGAGUCAGCACGACAGCGAUCGCGCUGUGCGGCCGCAAGGACUUUUCAAGCGAACGUCAAUGCGCGGCGAAGAGCGGCGGAAGAACAACCAAGAACUCCUUAGAAUUUAUCGAAUCUGGAUGAGAUGCGGGCAUUCAACGACACACAAUUAAAUAAAAGAAGCUUCCGUGUUUCCGCUGGGGUGACUCUGCGAGAGUGCAGUGUCGUCAUUAUCGGAAGUACGUGCAAGAUAUGCGGUAGAAACUUCAAAUGCGAGACCGACGUUUUUCUGCAUUCACGAUGGCGACACAACGGGACCAUAGGAUCGCUAAUUGACAAUCUAUAUCACGAGCUUUAUCUCGAAAGAUUUGUCAUCGGCCAAAAAUGCGACAUAUGCGAUAUGCAGUUUCAAACUACCACCGAUUUGAAGAUUCACAAGCGACUGAUACAUAAACAUGGUACAAGAGCCAAAUACAGAAAGAGACCGGGAAAAGAAACAAUACGCGUAAAAUUCAAACUAAACGGAAUGACGACAAUGGAUGUGAAUCUGGAUCGGAAGUACUUAAUGGAGCAUAAUCUCAGAAAUUUCAACAUGGGUACGCAAACUCUGGACUCGCUCGAAAAUAAGAAACAUGAAGAUAACUGCGCUGGGGAUAUCGAUUUGUUUCUCUCGGACCAUGUAAUGGAUAACAGUCAUAUGCAACAUAUACGGCCCCACAAAGCCACAAAUCGAUACAUUGUAGGUAAAUUCACGUCUACUAAAGGCGACACGACAGAGCGUUCUACCCCUGUAGGGGAGAGAAGUCUUAUAGAGAUCUCGAAUACUCCCCAUAGAGACGUAAUCCCCGGUAGCAACGGCUCGUGCGAGGUAUAUGAAAGUCGUCGCAAUCUUACUUCUCAGGAAAAUAUAGCGAGCGUAUGGAUCAGAAGUUUCAAUAAUUUAGACAUUCAUGACAAGGAAAAUUCGCAAGGAAAGCUAAAUGAACGAGAGAGGGAAAAUGUAUAUUGCCAAACCGAAUUUUUAUUAAACGAUAACAAAAAUACUCUUAUCUCUCAACGAGACAAAAACGACAGAACAACAUUACUAACAUCGAAGCAAAUAUCGGAAAAUGAAAUCUGUUACGAUCCUACCCAAGAAUCUAAUGAAGUUACGGAAGAUAAAGGAAGUGCUGGAUCAACAAAUUCUUUAGCAGAUUCUGAAGAAAUAAUUAUUGAUAUUGAAAAUAAUAAUAAUAAUAAUAAUAAUAAUAAUAAUAAUAAUAAUAAUAACAAAAUCUAUGAAACUAUGACAAAGCGUUCGCUUACUUCCUUCACUCGAAGUUCUUCUAACAUUAGAAAAAACGAAUUGUUAAAAGAUAAUUCGAGCGUUGAUGAUGACGUGCAGGAAGUACUACGAAUAACAAGGAGACAUCUACAAAGCGAUAUCAAUCACGAAUCACCCAAUCGUACUGAAAGAGAGAUAUUAGUACAAAAUACUGUUAAUGAAACAUUUCCUAAACAGCGGAAAUCGACUAAUUGCUCAGAGAAAUGCAAUGCUGGAUUUAUGGCGAAUUUUGAACCGUCUAGUUGUCCAAGAUUUACGACCAUGACUGAAAGUAGUUAUCAAUAUGUGGCAAACGCAUUUGAGAAAAAACUGGGUAUUUGUUUAGAAGAUAUGCAUCAUUACGGAAUCAAAUCACCAUAUUACAACAAAGUAAUAGAAAUUAACAACAACGACUUAGAAGAGUACGCGAUAUAUGCUCAUCAAGGAUUCUUAGAACCACGGAUACAAGGAGAAGCCAUAAUAACCAAUGGAUUAAAAGCGAACAAAAGACACAAUGAAGUAGCUGUGCUACAUUAAGCGUAUGUUGACAAAAAUUUAUUGUUGUGCGUUGAAAGACACGAUUAUAAAUUGUAAUCUUUUCAAAGCUAAAACAGUGUAUGUGCCAAUAUAUUAUUUUUCUUUAU